Messenger RNA from Neodiprion fabricii, 2187 nucleotides. RefSeq lists its product as uncharacterized. The record is from RefSeq and is a predicted model, not a curated record. Lineage: Eukaryota; Metazoa; Arthropoda; Insecta; Hymenoptera; Diprionidae. Bases 1 to 2187 code for a protein of 728 amino acids. The transcript has 12 exons.
AUGCCUGAAGGAACAAAGAAUUUAAAACUGCGCGAUGUUUGGCGAACAUGCAACAAAAUUCGGGCUGCCAUAUUUCGGGUUGGGCUCAAUCUUUGGGACUAUUACAAACCUUUGGAUCCCAACAACAAUAGCCUCCUCUCAGAAUCAAAAUUUGUCUCGGUUCUGACAGGGCCUCUUCGAGGUCCUAUCGGUCUGUCGGAUCAGGAAAUUGGCGACUUGGCUGACUAUUUCAGGGUUCAGGACGGAAGGAUCCUGUACACACAGUUUUGUCAAGUUAUUCACGACAGUGUUCCUGAAUUCGGAAAAAAUAAGUCACUAGUGACGGGGUUAGAAUGGGAAGAUCCAUUGCAUGUAAACCGACUCAGUCACACCGAACACAGGAGGUUGUCUCUCAUCAUCACACAAAUCGCAGUUCUCAUCAACAAACGGAAACUGAUCCUGCGACCUUACUUCCAAGACUACGAAUUGGUAUCAAAAAAUUCUGGAACAGUGACCUUCGCCCAUUUUGCAAGAGUCCUAAACUUUCUGGGCAUCGUGCUGGCUGCCGAUGAAUUUAAUUUAUUAGUAAAGAGAUUUGUGAAGGACAGUUACACCGUGAAUUAUGUAGCUUUUGUCAAGGCAGUAGAGGAUGCUCAGAACUACAUGGAUCAGCACGGGAUGUUGGAUUUGGGUGGUAAUUUGCUGGAUCAAUUUCCUGGAAGAAUUAUCACUGCAGAACUGCCAAAAUUGCCAAGGCCAGAGAUAGGUCGGGUAUUACCAAGUGAAGUGUUUGAACGGCAAUCUGUAUUUCAUCCAGUAAUGGAAAAACGUAAAGAGUUAAUGCCACUCAGGGAAGUCUUGCAAAGGGUUCAACGCCACGUAUUGGAGCACCGCAUUCGUGUAAACGAAUUUUUCAGGGAUUUCGAUCCCUUGAACUGUGGACGGGUAACAGUAUCACAAUUCCGAAGGGCUCUUGAUGGAAUGCAAAUAUCAGCUGUGGCCCGCCUGUACUUGGCCGAACCAGAAAUCGAAAGCAUUAUUGCGUUCUAUACCGACUGCAAUGAUCCUGAAAGAAUUAAUUGGCGGACCUUCGAAGAUGACUUAGACCAAGUGUUCACUGUCAAAGAACUGGAUAAGCUUCCAACGUUGCGCAUCGAUCCCCCUCCCACUGAGAUAGCUGAAUUGUGCAAAAGAGGACAAAAGGAUUGGCAACGCGAGAAACCGUCUACGCGAGAAUUAUGCGAAGCAGCUCUGCACCGCGUGAGGCGUCGAAUCGAAGAGAGAGGAAUCCUUUUGAAGCAGUUUUUCAAAGCUUACGAUGCGCAUAAUCACGGCCACGUAACGAGGAGUCAACUUCGGCAGACCAUGACUACUGCUUGUAUUCUGUUGUCCCGGGAGGAGGUGUACGCUUUGGAGCAGCGCUACAACGAUGAGCUGGGUUUCAACUAUGCCUGGUUCAUCGAAGAAAUGGAAGCACUGCCCAAGGAAGUGCCACUGUACUAUGCGAUGCUGGAGGAGAAAAAGUUGAUUAAUGCCGAGAAGUCACCGCCAAAUCCGACCAGCGACGAGAGCAAUAUCGUACUUAUCCUUGCCAAGAUCAAGGCCAAAAUUGUUCGGGAACGAAUCGGGGUCUUAGAAUUCUUGACACCGUUUGAUCCACGCAGAGAGUUGAUUAUAGGAAGAGCAGAUUUUAUUCGAGGAUUGGAUCAGCUGCGUUGCAAUUUAAGUUGCCGAGAGAUUGAGACUAUCUUUGAAGUGUUUAAAGCACCUCUCAGACCACAAUUUAUCGAAUACGCGAGAUUUGCUGAAGCGGUCGAAGAGGCUUUAGCCACUGGAUCUCUCGAACGAGCUCCACUUUUGGUGCCCGUGCAACACUUGCCAUCGACCGCGUGCACGAGAACGUUCCUCAACUUCGAAGAGCGUCGGGUACUUGCGCAAGCGAUGGACAAGUUGUGUACGCAGAAGAAUAUGAAUAUGGAGGAACUAUUUGCGGACUUUGACAAGGAAAACAUCGGAUCUGUGUCUCUGGAUUGCUUGACGAAGGCUUUGUCGACGAGAAACAUGCUACACAUUGUGAGCAGUGUUGAACUCGAAACAGUAUAUAAAUGCUUCGGCAUCGAACGCGGUGGACGCUUGGAGUUUGAUUACCGAGCGUUCUUGAGGGCAUUGUACUUGUUACAAGAGAAUAAAAGAACCAAUCCGAUAUAA